AUGACUAGUUGGCAAGCUUGGAUCCUCAUCGUGAUGAUGUUGUACGGCGCCUUUCAGCUUCAUUUCUUGCCUGAAAGCUUGGCCAAAGUGGCAGCUCGUGUGUAUUUCUACCCGACGUGGCCACUCACGUACUUUUCAAAGCGUAAAAACUACUGGACACUCGUGGAUUCCCAUGUCUUGCUAGGGGCAGCACCAAUGUCGUUUAUGCCGCAUGUGGACAAUCUAGUGUCUCGAGGGGUCCGUGCAGUGGUGAAUUUGUGCGACGAAUAUGCAGGACCCGAGAACCAAUAUCAACGACACCAUAUUCAGCAACUUCGACUUCCGACGGUGGACCAUAUUGAACCAUCACUUGAAGCAUUGGAAGCGGCUGUCGCAUUCAUUCAGACUCAAAAACAACAAGGUGUGAGAACGUACGUCCAUUGCAAAGGAGGUACUGGACGAAGUGCUGCGGUGGCUUUGUGUUGGUUGGUGGCCAAUCGCGGAUUCGACCCACAAGAGGCACAGGAAUAUCUCAAUGAGAAACGUCACGUGCGCAAGUCACUUUAUCUGCAACCAAAUGUGAUCGCGUUCUGUAACAAGAUUCAACUGCACACGGAGAAGAAAGAAACAAGUACGAGUGAAUGA
Molecule: messenger RNA, 624 nt
Organism: Peronospora farinosa
Lineage: Eukaryota; Oomycota; Peronosporomycetes; Peronosporales; Peronosporaceae
Source: the annotation of a GenBank genome assembly